Molecule: messenger RNA, 1491 nt
Organism: Peronospora matthiolae
Lineage: Eukaryota; Oomycota; Peronosporomycetes; Peronosporales; Peronosporaceae
Source: the annotation of a GenBank genome assembly
AUGCAGGAGCACGUCCUGCAGCGCGUGCUACUGGAGUGGCUCAAGCUCGACCCUGUCGCAACUCCCUCGCCGUGUCGAGCGCUGUGGCCGCACUGGACCGAUCAAGAUAAGCAGCAAGUGAAGCUCCGCGUGCUCAGCCUCAACGCCUGGGGUUUGCCUGUAGCCCCCAAGUGCACGGAGCGCGCCGUGAAUAUCGCCAAUGCUAUUUCUAAUGCCUAUGACCUGGUUGUGCUGCAGGAAAUCUGGCACGUUCGCGAACGGAACUUGAUCAUUGCUAAAGCUCAGAAGAAUGGAUUCCAUUACUACCACUACUUUAAUUCCGCUGUGGGGUUUCCAUUUCCAAUGGGUGCCGACUCAUUUGGCACGGGACUGUUGGUCUUGUCGACGUUUCCCGUCUCAAGUGCUCUUUAUCACUCUUUUGGGCUCAGCGGACGGCCGUACGCCCUCCACGAGUCGGACUUUAUUGCGAAUAAAGGUGUGGGUUUGCUCCGGGUCGAAACCCCUGCAGGACAAAUUGAUGUGUACGCGACGCAUUUGCUGGCCAACUACAAUAGUCGAGGAGAACCGGGGCCAGGUGAUUUCUAUCAAUCGCAUCGAGUCGGUCAGAGCUACGAACUUACGCAGUUUAUCUUGGCGACAAGUCGCAGCGACUUGACGAUUGUAUGUGGCGAUUUUAAUUCGUCGCCGGACUGUUUGGAGCUAAAAGUGCCGCGACAGUUGCUGUGUCUUCGAGACGCGUAUACCGACACGAACGAUGAUGAAAAUGGAUUAACGUUUGCGUCGCCUGACAACAAGUACUCACAUGGUGAACAUCCAAUGCGGAUGGAUUACGUCAUGUAUAGGAUCAAUCGACAGCACGAGCGCGAGUCGAAUUGGCACUUGGUGAAAAGCAGUAUCUUUAAGGAAUUUUUCAUUGAUGCUAGAGGGGACACGACGCCCUUGUCGGACCAUUUUGGAGUCAGUGCCGAGUUUGUGUUUAGUGAAGCACGACCACACAUUUGUGAACGAAAGGCGGUGAACGCUGAGGUGCUACCCUUGGACGGAAAAGGAUCUCUGAAGGCGACAGUAGUCGCUCAUUCUUGUCCGACUACAACAUGCUCUUACUGUGACAAACAAGAGCAAGAUCAGAGCGAGGAGGAAAAGGCUGCAGCAGAUGUCGCGUGCCUUCGAGAGGUACUGAAUAUGUUGCUCGUUGGUCGCAACGGGGCGAUUAUGGCUCGACGAACUCGGCUUUGGCGUGCUGUGGCCUUCUUCGCAGCAGCACUUGCGGUAUGUGUGACCCAUGUGAUGUCGAUCAUGGUGUCAAGGUGGUCUUGGGCAGCCGUACUGCUGUUCGGCAUAAUCAGUGUGGCCGAGUACAUCCUGACGUUCUUCUUUCUCACAUUCGAGUGCUCGACGUUCACUGAACUCACAAAUGAAGUGCAAUUGGAUCUUCACGUGCACACGCAGCGAAAGAGUGAGAGGCUUCGAGCGAAAGCGCGCAAGGCCUGA